CUGCUUAGCCCUGCGUCAUGGUUGAAGUUCGGGGCGGGAGGGAAGCGCGCCCGCGCCCUUGAGGAGCAGGUGCCGCUUUCGGGUGAUGCCCUGGGCACGCGGACGCACAUCUCUGCCCGGGGACGGUGCCGCCUUUCCGACCACCGAGAAACAAAAUGCUGUGUUCUUGAGAGGGCUUCGCUGUUCCCUCUCGGCUCCCCCUCCGACCAUACCCUCCCUUCUCCCCGGCUGAGGAGGCUGCCAUGGCCCUGACGGCAUGAAGGAGGGCCCCAGGCAGCGGCGCCCGGCGGGGUGGGUGGGGACAGCUCGUGAGGGGCUGGCACCGGCGGCCUGGCUUAAGAGGCUGUGCUGGUAGCCGCGGGGAGCUGCAGCGCGCGGGGAGGAAUGAAUGCGGCAGCUUCUGGCCGCGGCGGCUCCUCCCUUUCUGGCUUCUCGCCUGCCCGGCUGGCUGACCGGCCGACCAACCGGCUCGUGUGAAGGGCUCCCGUGCUCCACAGAAGCCGCCUGGGCUCGGCCAGCUCCAGCAUGGCUGCUCCUGGAGCGCUAGCCGAGAUGCCCCGACAAUUCCCAAAGUUGAACAUUUCUGAGAUUGAUGAGUCUGUACGACUUCUAGCUGAAAAGGUUUUUGCCAAAGUUCUUCAAGAAGAAGACAGCAAAGAUGCCUUGUCACUGUUCACUGUGCCUGAGGAUUGCCCUAUCGGGCAGCAAGAGGCAAAAGAAAGAGAGCUGCAGAAGGAGCUGGCAGAACAACAGUCUUUGGAGACAGCAAAAAGGAAGAAAAGUUUCAAGAUGAUACGAUCCCAGUCCUUGUCAUUACAAAUUCCAUCGCAGGAAUGGAAACCUCCAUCAGCUGCUCCAGCUGUGUCUCCUCCUACUCCAGUUUUUCCUGGUGUUCUUCAGCCCAUCCAAGGGACAUAUGAUGUUCCAGAAUUCCAAAGAGUUGCAAUUAGUGGGGAUUACUGUGCUGGGGUGAGUGUUGAUGAUUAUGAACAGGCUGCCAAGAAUUUGGCAAAGGCAUUACUUAUUCGAGAGCGGUAUUGCCGCCUUGCUUACCAUCGCUUUCCAAGGACAACAGCACAAUAUUUGUGCAGUGUACGAAAUGAAAAAUGGAAAAUUGAAGAUGAGAUUCUUCCAGAUUUUCAUCCACCUCCCAAAGAACUACAGGAUCCAUAUAAUCUUGAUGAUUCUCCAGGGAACUUGGGUUAUGUUGCAAAGAUGAAGGAAGGCAUCACCUUAAUUUUUGAAAACAAAGAAACAAUGAACCUUAACAAGCCACGGAGUUUGCCUUAUCCGGAUCUGCAGACAUACACUUUUGACCUCAGUCAUGUGCUAGCUCUCAUUGCAGAUGGCCCAACAAAAACCUAUUGCCACAAGCGACUCAACUUUCUAGGAUCCAAGUUUGGUUUACAUGAAAUGUUAAAUGAAAUGUCUGAGCUUAAAGAGCUGAAGAGUAACCCUCACCGGGAUUUUUACAAUGUGAGAAAGGUUGACACUCAUAUCCACGCUGCUGCAUGCAUGAAUCAGAAACAUUUGCUGAGGUUCAUUAAGCACACUUACCAAACUGAGCCAAACAGAAUAGUGGGGGAGAAAAAAGGAAAGAAAAUCACUUUGAAACAGUUGUUUGAAAGUCUCCAUAUGGAUCCCUAUGACCUCACUGUAGAUUCAUUAGACGUUCAUGCAGAUCGCCAGACAUUUCAUCGGUUUGAUAAAUUUAACUCCAAAUAUAAUCCAGUUGGUGCAAGUGAGCUGAGGGACUUAUAUUUGAAAACAGAGAACUAUCUUGGAGGUGAAUACUUUGCUCGUAUGGUGAAGGAAGUUGCUCGUGAACUAGAAGAAAGUAAAUACCAGUACACAGAACCUCGGCUGUCUAUUUAUGGACGUUCCCCUGAUGAAUGGCAGAAUCUGGCUAAAUGGUUUAUUAGACACAAAGUUUAUUCACCUCACAUGCGCUGGAUGAUUCAGGUUCCUAGAAUCUAUGAUAUAUUUAGGUCCAAAAAUAUUCUGCCUAGUUUUGGAAAAAUGCUGGAAAACAUCUUCUUACCCCUGUUUGAGGCUACUAUCAACCCUUUGGAUCAUAAAGAGUUGCAUCUCUUUCUUAAAUAUGUGACAGGGUUUGAUAGUGUGGAUGAUGAAUCGAAGCACAGUGACCACAUGUUCUCUGAGAAGAGCCCUAAUCCUGAUAUUUGGACUAGCGAAACGAAUCCACCAUAUAGUUAUUAUUUGUAUUACAUGUAUGCAAACAUAAUGAUUCUCAACAAUCUUAGAAAGGAAAGAGGUAUGAACACUUUUCUGUUUCGGCCCCACUGUGGAGAAGCUGGAUCCAUUACUCACUUGGUAUCAGCCUUUUUAACUGCAGACAACAUUUCCCAUGGAUUACUCCUGAAAAAGAGUCCAGUUCUCCAGUAUCUUUAUUAUCUUGCACAAAUCCCCAUUGCCAUGUCCCCUCUGAGCAACAACAGUCUAUUUCUGGAGUAUUCCAAAAAUCCUCUACGAGAAUUUCUACACAAGGGACUCGUAGUUUCUCUUUCUACUGAUGACCCCAUGCAGUUCCAUUAUACAAAGGAAGCACUGAUGGAAGAAUAUGCCAUAGCUGCCCAGGUGUGGAAACUGAGCACCUGUGACUUGUGUGAAAUAGCAAGGAACAGCGUUCUACAAAGUGGUUUGUCACAUAAGGAAAAACAGAAAUGCAUUGGAGUAAAUUAUUGCAAUGAAGGACCCGAAGGAAAUGACAUUCGAAAGACAAACGUUGCACAAAUCAGAAUGGCAUACAGAUAUGAGAACUUAUGCAAUGAGCUGAGUUUCCUGUCCGAUGCGAUGAAGACAGAAGAGAUUACUGCUCUAUCAGACUAGCCAUGGUUGCACAACUGCCAGGAAAGAAGUCUGUGAAUAUGCAGAAGAAAUCGUUAUUUUAGCAGGACUGAAAGCUGUCAUAUGUUUAGAACUGUUUUAUGUUGCACUUUCAGUAAAGCAAAUUUCUGCAACCACUUGGCACAGGCAGAACUACUAUACAUAAUCAAAUGCAGACCAUAACUAUAUUCUUUAUGCUGCAUAUGCAUUUAAAAGUGUAGCCUAAAUUUAGUCAUAAAUAUUUAAAGUGUUUGCAUUUGGACACAAUAACAUCCUCUUUUGAAAUAAGUUACACAGGGACAGGAACUUCUGAUACCACACACAGAAACACCUCUUUUGCCAUGUGUAGGGGCAGGCAGAACUCUGGCACUUUAAUUUCUGGUUAGAUUCCAGAACAAUGAUUGUACACUGUACUGUAGUGCCCACUGGGGGUCAUUUAGCAAAGUCAGUAAUUAAUUUAGGGAAUUAAAAUAUUAUGACCAAAGAGUUGCAUGGUUUUUGUUUUGUUUUGUUUUGUUUUUUUGCUGGUUGCACCUUAUAGGGAAACUUAUUUUCCUAUGGCAGAAUCUUUUGACUACAUUUUGUUUUCUCCUCCCAAGCACCCUCCCAUUAAAAUUAAUAUAAUGAUAAUUGAUUUUGUAGUAUUCAGAAAUAUUUUAAAGUGUUUUUUGGUGCGCUUCAUAGUGAUCAGUCUGAAAUAUUUCUGCUGGUUCAUGAUCAUGUUUUGAGGUGGUUCAAGUACUGGGAGAAUCAUUUCACUACUGUUGUAACAAGCCUUAAGCUGUAAGUCUUGCUUUCACUUUGAACAUGCAACUUUGAAAAGGAACAUUAAAACAUAUUUUUCCUUUGUGCUGGU
This is a messenger RNA of Pogona vitticeps (central bearded dragon), 3703 nucleotides long. It is a transcript of the gene AMPD3, whose product is annotated as adenosine monophosphate deaminase 3. Gene Ontology annotation, molecular function: AMP deaminase activity. NCBI's taxonomy places the organism in Eukaryota, Metazoa, Chordata, Lepidosauria, Squamata, Agamidae. The record is from RefSeq and is a predicted model, not a curated record. Gene Ontology annotation, biological process: AMP metabolic process; IMP salvage. Gene Ontology annotation, cellular component: cytosol.